CUCGUUAGCGGAAACAGGUUGUUAGCUCCAGGAAAUCAUAUGGUUGGAAAAAAAGCCUUUCUUCCAGAAGCAGAACCCGCCCUGCAUGUAGUCACACAUACCCCGGACCAGUAAUAAAUUGUAGCCAAUGGGCCGUCGGAUUAUAACACUGAGUCUGCGUCGAUAGCGGGCCCGGUUGCUGAGGCGCCGGGCUGGGCCGGAACCAGAACCAGGCCCGGGCUGAGAGAAGGACGCGGCCACCGCUGCGGCGAAACCGGCGGGCUGCUGCGGGGACUGGCAUGCGGUCUGGGGGUGGAAGUGUAAUGCGUACUACCGUGACCUGCCGUCAGUAGAGAGACAGCAAGCGCGUGCGGUGAAUCACAUCGAUCUAACGGCUGGAAGCGUGAGGAUGGCACAGCGGGAAUUCAGCCAGGCGCGAGCUAGCUUUAACGCUAGCUAACGCCGGAGUUGGCUGCCGGACAUCAACUUUUAUUCCCCAACUAGCUGGAAAACGUAGAAAAAAGUAUGAGCGGUUGAGCUGGGUUUAUGUGAAUGAGGGGGGUUAUUGUGUAUCGCCUAACUUUUGCCGCUUCGCUCGUUAGCUCUCUUAAAGGCCUGAUAAAUGUUUGAGGAGCGAGUAUAGCAGUCGUUAGCUGCUAAGUUAGCCCGCCUUGACCGCCCCAAUGAAAGAAUACAAAGUUGUCGUGCUGGGUAGCGGCGGCGUCGGGAAGUCCGCGCUCACCGUUCAGUUUGUCACCGGCACCUUCAUCGAGAAAUAUGACCCGACCAUCGAGGACUUCUACCGGAAGGAGAUCGAGGUGGACUCGUCGCCCUCCGUGCUGGAGAUCCUGGACACGGCGGGGACGGAGCAGUUCGCCUCCAUGAGAGACCUGUACAUCAAGAACGGACAGGGCUUCAUCCUGGUCUACAGCCUGGUCAACCAGCAGUCUUUCCAGGACAUCAGACCGAUGCGAGACCAAAUAGUGCGAGUGAAGCGCUUCGAGAAGGUGCCGCUGAUUCUGGUUGGAAACAAAGUUGACCUGGAGUCUGAGCGUGAGGUGGCCGGAUCAGAUGGACGAGCUCUGGCUCAAGAGUGGGGCUGCCCCUUUAUUGAAACUUCCGCCAAGAGCAAGACGAUGGUGGACGAGCUGUUCGCAGAGAUCGUCCGUCAGAUGAAUUACUCCUCGCUGCCGGAGAAGCAGGAACAGUGCUGCACAGCCUGCGUGGUACAGUGAGGAAAAGACUCAUUAUUUGUCUGGAUCCACCUCAAGUGUUUCGAUGAACCUGGGCACAACCUGACUUCAACCCUGCUGAUUUAAAAAACUUGCCACAGUUAGUAGAGUUUUCACUCGAGGUGGUUUCUAACUUCCUGCCACAGAGCAAGACGUCGGGCCUAUUUUUGAUAUCAUAACUGUUGGAAGAUGUUUCUGCUGCAACCUCAACGGCCUUCGCGAUGACCUGGGAGGGAGUCAGACUGACUGACUUGUACGAACGGCCAUCUGUGAAUUUGUCUUUCUUUUUCUUUUCUUUUUUUUUUUUUUCCUGAAAUAAUCCUGAAAGGUGUGUUUGUGAGGUUGCAGCAUCUUUUUAAAGCUGCUUAAAUCAUUAUUAUAUACUUCAUAUUACUUGUAUUAUGUCUCAAGUUUGGAAUUUGACAAAUUACUUCAUAUUAUUGGAACAUUUUCACUUUUAAGCAUGCUUACUUCAGCCAGUUUCCCACCCUGGUGUACUGUGCUCAUCCUAGUUUGAAAAUCUUGUUCUGUAUAACUUACACAAACUAAAGUACCGUGAGGUUUUUUUUUUUCUUUUCUUUCUUUUUUUAGCUAAGCAGGGUGAAUAACUGUGGAUUAAACCAGUAAUGUUUAUUUUUAAUAUCUCAGUAGUGUGAGGCAGUGAAACUCAUCUGAAAGCACGCACGCUCAAAAGUGAAAAUGUUUUUUUACUGCUAACUCAACUUGAAGUGUUGUGGAUGAGCCAUUUUGCCAUCUUCAGUCUCUACAAGGCGUGACUCGCGUGGACGCCGGUCUUCCGUUUUCAGCUUUCUCUAGGGUGAUUUUGGAAUGGCUGCAGGAAGUUCAGCGUGUAUAUUUGUGUUUGACUCCAUGAAGUGCGUUGCUUUAAAUAUUCAAAGAUGCCGAUUCCCCGUCAUUAAAAAUAACUCUGAAAUGUGGUUUGAUGAAAAGUUCUGACACAAUCAGAUUUUACUUUCUAUUCUUCUUUUUCUUAUAGUAACCUAUUUAUUAAAAACUAAUGACAUGGGCUAGCCAGUUUUAAACUUUUGAUUUUAUACUAGAUUUUGCUUUCUGUGCAUUUUCGGGAUAAACAUGCAAUGUUGCAUUUAUUUUGAAGCUAAAAAUUUAACAGAGCCUUAAGAUUUCUGUUGCACCCUGUUUGGCCUCAUGUUUUUGUUUUUUUGUUUUUUUUUCCCUGGAAGAUAAACAGCUGUCAUCGUUUGGUAAUAAACAUGCUGGACUCUC
Messenger RNA from Archocentrus centrarchus (flier cichlid), 2456 nucleotides. It is a transcript of the gene rap2c, whose product is annotated as RAP2C, member of RAS oncogene family. The record is from RefSeq and is a predicted model, not a curated record. Gene Ontology annotation, biological process: Rap protein signal transduction. Gene Ontology annotation, cellular component: membrane. The transcript is spliced from 3 exons. Gene Ontology annotation, molecular function: GTPase activity; GTP binding. NCBI's taxonomy places the organism in Eukaryota, Metazoa, Chordata, Actinopteri, Cichliformes, Cichlidae. The coding region runs from base 663 to 1214 and encodes 183 amino acids.